Enterobius vermicularis (human pinworm) is the source of this 402-nucleotide messenger RNA. The record is from the annotation of a GenBank genome assembly. Lineage: Eukaryota; Metazoa; Nematoda; Chromadorea; Rhabditida; Oxyuridae.
UUUAAGGUCCCAAGUGCCAGAAAACUUUUUCCGUAUAUGACAGACAGUGUUGUCGAUAAACGAGGCAGUGAAUUUUCCUUUCAAGCCAUGCGAUUUUUCCAGGUAUUAGAAGCUGGCAUAAAUCACUUAGGCCAUUUAGACGAUUUCAAUCAAGUUUUAGACAAUUUGGGAAGACGUCAUGGCAAACUAAAGCAAAGUCACGGAUUUCAUCCGUAUUACUGGUCAGUUUUUUUGGAAUGUACCAUAUACCAAAUACGUCUAACCCUGGAAAGAAGUCGGGCCAUCAAGUGGACAGCUUCGGAGUUGGACCGGGUUAUAAUUCUCUGGAGGCAUCUGGUUCAAGGCAUCUGUAAACGAAUUGAGGUUUCAGUUUUUGUUUACUGUCCGUUCUACUUUACUUGA